CACUAGCAAACAUCUCAUCUUUAAAUCGUGUAAAUUAACUUCUGAUAGAUAUCCUUUCCUUUUGCCUGAUGUUACUUAAGUUCACAGUUUCCUGUACCAUUUCGAGAUUCAUUUGUUGAUGAGGAAAUCCGCUGGUAACUUUACAUUACAUUCUCCGUGGUGGAUUGGACUUCUGGCUUUUUGUGUAAAUGACUAUCGUCAAAUUGUUAAACCUCCAACCAUGAGAGCUUUCUUGGUUCGCUAUUAUGUUCUCUGAGGAUUUACUAUUCUGCGAUUUUUUCCACUUUCCUACUGAGCAACGCCACAAGCUUUUAACACCCGCAAUCCAUGAUUGAUUUUGGGGCGAAAUUUAGCAUCAUGCGCUAAUUUUUCUCGAUUUUCCUUUUACUGCCAAUUCGUUUUUGGCUUCUCAUAUUUUGCACUUAGAUACGCAUUUUCCGCCUCCAACAUCUCUAGUUUUUUGACAUUUUAUGAAUAGUUUUGCAGUGGGCACUCCUUUCCCUUGAAGAUGGCUUUAGACGAGGUAAACUUCGACUAGUAACCUUGUCGUAGGUAAAAAUAAAUAAUGGCUCGCAAUGAUUUGUUGGUCGUCGGAGUUCUAAUCGCCUGUUGUAUCGCCGGAGGAUCGCCCACAUUCGCCGAUGACAAUCCGAUCAGACAAGUCGUUGACGGCCUGCAUGACCUCGAAACUUCCAUUCUCCAAAUCGUCGGAAAUUCCCGCCGCGCACUCUCCUUUGCGCGAUUUGCUCAUAGGUACGGGAAGAGGUACGAGGACGCUGACGAAAUGCAGAAGAGGUUCGAGAUAUUCUCAGAGAAUUUGAGGAUUAUUAGAUCACACAACAAGAAGGGACUUCCUUACAUUCUCGCUGUAAAUGAAUUUGCUGAUUUAACUUGGGAUGAAUUCCGUAAGCAUAAAUUGGGAGCUGCUCAGAACUGCUCUGCUACCUCAAGGGACAAUCACAAGCUCACUGAUGUUGUCCUUCCAGAAACGAAAGACUGGAGAGAAACCGGAAUAGUUAGCCCAGUCAAAAACCAAGGUCAUUGCGGAUCUUGCUGGACAUUCAGCACUACUGGAGCCCUAGAGGCAGCUUAUGCUCAGGCAUUCGGGAAGGGUAUUUCUCUGUCCGAACAGCAACUUGUGGACUGUGCUAGAGCAUUUAAUAACUUUGGUUGCAAUGGUGGCCUGCCAUCUCAAGCUUUUGAGUACAUUAAGUUCAAUGGUGGACUUGACACUGAGGAUACAUAUCCAUAUACUGGAAAGGACGGGGUGUGCAAAUACUCAUCUGAAAAUGUUGGUGUCAAGGUCCUAGACUCUGUUAAUAUAACCCUGGGUGCUGAAGAUGAACUGAAACAUGCAGUAGGAAUUGUUCGGCCAGUAAGCGUGGCAUUUGAGGUGGUAACUGGCUUUCGAUUUUACAAAGAGGGCGUUUACACCAGCACCAGCUGUGGCAGCAAUCCAAUGGAUGUGAAUCAUGCUGUUCUUGCCAUUGGUUAUGGAGUUGAAAACGGUAUUCCAUAUUGGCUGAUUAAGAACUCAUGGGGCGCUGACUGGGGUGACGAUGGCUACUUUAAAAUGGAGAUGGGAAAGAACAUGUGCGGUGUUGCAACUUGUGCAUCAUACCCCAUAGUUGCUUAAGUGUUCUCGAAGGAAUUGUGGAUUCUCUGAAGUUUUGUGUGCCAUCUUCCUCCAGUUUAAUCGUCAAAGAUUAUAUUGAAGAAUCGCAUGCAAAUAAGAUGGGGUUUUGUACAAAAUAAGAUUCACGGAGAAGUGAUCCUAUUAUUUGCAAUUUUCAAAUAUAAUUGAACACUGUAAAUAAGCUGAAAUGGUACAUCUUUCAAUUUGUGGUAAUGUUAUUUACCAACUCUUUCAGUUGCU
Messenger RNA from Olea europaea var. sylvestris, 1876 nucleotides. RefSeq names its product cysteine proteinase 3-like. The record is from RefSeq and is a predicted model, not a curated record. The coding region runs from base 566 to 1636 and encodes 356 amino acids. NCBI's taxonomy places the organism in Eukaryota, Viridiplantae, Streptophyta, Magnoliopsida, Lamiales, Oleaceae. Gene Ontology annotation, biological process: immune response. Gene Ontology annotation, molecular function: cysteine-type endopeptidase activity. Gene Ontology annotation, cellular component: lysosome. The transcript has 9 exons.